Molecule: messenger RNA, 2694 nt
Organism: Nannospalax galili (Upper Galilee mountains blind mole rat)
Lineage: Eukaryota; Metazoa; Chordata; Mammalia; Rodentia; Spalacidae
Gene: Sec14l5
Product: SEC14 like lipid binding 5
Exons: 16
Coding region: 238-2331 (697 amino acids)
Cellular component (GO): cytoplasm
Source: RefSeq, a predicted model, not a curated record
UCACCAAUCGGGCUCCUCCCCUCUCGGAGGAGCUCUCUAGUGUGUGGGACCAGCGCCUCAGGCCAGGCUGAGGCUGUCAAGCUCCGUCCCAAGGCGCCGCGAGGCGACUGCUGGGGUCCCCUGAGAGCUCAGUUCCUAAGUCAAGCAGGUGCCCAGAGUUCCCUGUGCUGUGUCCCCAACAGUUCCGAGGACGAGGUUUCAGUGCUCACCCUGUCCUGGUGGUGUCUGAGUUUGAACAUGGUUCAGAAAUACCAGUCUCCUGUCCGUGUGUACAAGUAUCCAUUCGAGCUGGUCAUGGCGGCCUAUGAGAAGCGCUUCCCCACCUGCCCACUGAUCCCAGUCUUCCUGGGCAGCGAGGUCCUACGCGAAUGGCGCAGCGCAGACGGCGCGGUGCACACGGUGGAACGGAGCUGCCGGCUGCGCGUGGACGCCCCGCGGCUGCUACGGAAGAUCGCCGGAGUGGAGCAGGUAGUGUUUGUACAGAGAAACGUGCUGGACUGGAGAGAGAGGACACUGAUCAUCGAUGCUCACAACGAGACCUUCGCAAGCCGCGUGGUGGUCAAGGAGAACUGCAGCUACUCGGUUCACCCUGAGAAUGAGGACUGGACUUGCUUCGAACAGUCAGCCUCCCUGGAUGUCCAGUCCUUCUUUGGCUUUGAAAGUGCUUUGGAGAAGAUUGCCAUGAAGCAGUACACUGCCAGCAUCAAGAGGGGGAAGGAAGUGAUCGAGUACUACUUGAGUGAGCUCAUCUCCCAGGGCACCUCCCACAUUCCCCGCUGGACACCUGCCCAUGUCCAGGAGGAAGACACCUGCAGCUACACUGUACAACACUGCCCCAGCUUCCUAGAAACUGCUAGCCCCAGCGCCCCAGGCCCAGCCCCAGAGAUGGCCACUGCUGAUGGGGACAAGCUGGAUGCAGACUACAUUGAGAGGUGUCUGGGCCAUCUCACCCCCAUGCAGGAGAGCUGCCUGGUCCAGCUUCGCCAUUGGUUACAGGAGACCCACAAAGGCAAGAUCCCCAAAGAUGAACACAUCCUCCGGUUCCUGCGGGCUCGAGACUUCCACCUGGACAAAGCCCGAGAGAUGCUCUGUCAGUCUCUGAGCUGGCGGAAGCAGCACCAGGUGGAUCUCCUUCUGCAGACCUGGCGGCCCCCAGCCCCCCUGCAGGAGUUCUAUGCAGGAGGCUGGCACUACCAGGACAUAGAUGGCCGGCCCCUCUACAUCCUGCGCCUGGGCCAGAUGGACACCAAAGGCCUGAUGAAGGCGGUGGGUGAGGAGGCGCUGCUGCAGCACGUUCUUUCUGUCAACGAGGAAGGGCAGAAGAGAUGCGAAGGAAACACAAGACAGUUUGGCCGUCCUAUCAGUUCCUGGACCUGCCUGCUGGACCUGGACGGCCUCAACAUGAGGCACUUGUGGCGGCCGGGGGUGAAGGCCCUGCUGCGGAUGAUUGAGGUGGUGGAGGACAACUACCCGGAGACCCUGGGCCGGCUGCUCAUUGUGCGCGCACCCCGCGUCUUCCCCGUGCUCUGGACUCUGAUUAGCCCCUUCAUCAACGAGAACACCAGGCGGAAGUUCCUCAUCUAUAGUGGCAGUAAUUACCAGGGCCCAGGUGGCCUGGUGGACUACCUGGACAAGGAUGUGAUACCUGACUUCCUGGGAGGAGAGAGUGUGUGUAAUGUUCCAGACGGAGGGCUGGUCCCCAAAUCCCUGUAUCUAACAGAGGAGGAGCAAGAGCAAGCUGACCAGCUGCGACAGUGGAGUGAGACUUACCACUCAGCUAGUGUGCUCCGAGGGGCCCCCCAUGAGGUUGCCUUGGAGAUUCCAGAAGGCGAGUCAGUCAUCACCUGGGACUUUGACAUCCUUCGAGGAGACUUGGUGUUUAGUCUGUAUCACACAAAACAGACACCCAAGCUAGGUCCCCGGGAGCUUGGUGCUGGGGUCAGGGCCACUGGGCAGCUGAUUGACAAGAGCUGGGUCCUGGGUGUGGAUUACAGCCGUGUGGAGGUGCCUCUCAUCUGCCAGGAAGGGCAGAGCAUCCAGGGUUCACACGUGACACGAUGGCCUGGCACCUACCUGCUCCAGUGGCAAAUUUACAACCCUCCUGAGAGUGUGGCCUGCAGCCUCCCAGGCAUGGAUGAUGUUCUCACGGCUCUGCACAGUCCAGGGCCCAAGUGCAAACUGCUAUACUACUGUGAGGUGCUGGCAUCCGAGGACUUCAGGGGCUCCAUGUCCAGCCUGGAAUCUUGCAUCAGCCGCUUCUCCCAGCUGAGCACCACCACCUCCUCCUCGUCCUCUGGCCAGUCCCACAGUGGCUCCAUGGUGUCCAGAUAGUCAUGGGGGGUCUGCCAGCAGCCCAUAUGCUUAUGGCAGUGUUCAGGAUGGGACCCUUGGGACCACACCAGCUGCAGAUACUGUGACAGCUGGGGUGUGGGGAGCCCACUGCAGGAUCCAGCUCUCAGCCUGAGCACAGAGGGAGUCUUCCCUUGCUUUUGACUUUCUGUAAGGAAAGGCUGAGGCCUGGUGGAUGCUCUACCUCCUGUCUCCUGUAUCUGGGGUCUAGGGAUGGGACCAAGGCUAAGAUACCCUCACCACUUUCUGUGCUUUGUUCUAGGCUGGCUCUAUCCUCAGGGAGACUUUCUCUACCCAAGGUCUGUUGGAUGUCUGUCCAUCCAUCUGAAAUGUGUGUGUGUGUGU